Molecule: messenger RNA, 4535 nt
Organism: Pecten maximus
Lineage: Eukaryota; Metazoa; Mollusca; Bivalvia; Pectinida; Pectinidae
Product: copine-3-like
Exons: 16
Coding region: 90-1754 (554 amino acids)
Biological process (GO): cellular response to calcium ion
Cellular component (GO): plasma membrane
Molecular function (GO): calcium-dependent phospholipid binding
Source: RefSeq, a predicted model, not a curated record
CUCUAACUUCCGGGAAACUGACGCAAAGUAGGAAGACAGGGAGGAAUUUCGUAAGACCGGUCCUAUCAACUGUGCUGUGACUGUACAGAAUGGCGUACCCAGGUGCAAGUCAAAGUCGUGGACCUGUGUCCAGAGUUGAACUCAGAGUUGAGUGCCAGAGUCUACUGAAGAAAGACACAUCUUCAAAGUCAGACCCCUGUGCAGUGUUCCUGUUAGAAAGGAAAGGCCGUUGGGAAGAGUUGGGAAGAACAGAAAACAUCGAGAAUUGCCAUGACCCCAAAUUCACCAAGACAUUUGUGAUCGACUACUUUUUUGAAGAAGUUCAGAAAGUGAAGGUCCAAGUUUUUGACAUUGACAACAAAUCACCACAACUGACCGAUGACGAUUUCCUAGGAGAAAUUAAGUGUAACCUUGCCACGAUUGUGUCCAGAAAUCCUCUUGUUGAACCACUGAAGAAGAAAAAUGGCCAUCCAAUGGGCGGUUCAAUGAUCACGAUUCGUUCGGAAGAGAUGAAGGAAGGUGGUGAAUUAGCUCAUAUGUCAUUUAAUGCAAAGAAACUUGACAAUAAGGAUUUCAUGGGAAAGUCAGACCCGUACAUUGAAAUUCAAAGACAAAGUCCUGAUGGAUCCUGGCAGGUCACACACCGAACUGAGGUUAUAAAGAAUACAUUGAAUCCUUCGUGGAGGCCAUUUACUGUACCUGUUCAUGCCUUAUGUAGCGGAGACCAUUCCAAGGAAAUCAAGUUUGAUGUGUACGAUUGGGACAAUGAUGGGUCACAUGACCUGAUCGGUGGAUUUAAAACGACUGUCAAAGAUAUGAUGGGAGCGUCGAAACAGGAGGUGCCGUUCCCAUGUAUAAACCCCAAGAAACAAAGCAAGAAGAAGUAUGAGAAUUCAGGGAUUGUGUAUCUCACUAACUUUGAGCUGAAGAAGCCAAUGACAUUCCUAGACUAUAUCUAUGGUGGGAUGCAGAUCAAUUUCACAGUGGGAAUAGAUUUUACAGCAUCCAAUGGCAACCCAAGAAUAAAUUCCUCGCUACAUUUCAUAGACCCCAACCAACCCAACGAAUAUGUUCAGGCCAUCAGAGCUGUCGGUAACAUCUGUCAGGAUUACGAUAGUGACAAACUGUUUCCAGCCCUUGGAUUCGGGGCCAAACUACCUAACGGAGAAGUGUCAUUUGAGUUUGCUGUGAACUUUAACCCAUCAAAUCCUUACUGUGCUGGUAUUGACGGUGUAGUUCAGGCUUACCAGAACUGUAUUCAGUCUGUAGAACUGUACGGCCCCACAAAUGUAGCUCCGAUCAUCCGACACGUAGCCCGAUUUGCAGCUCAAUCCCAGGCAGAAGAGUCCACAAAGGGAGCAGGGCAAUACUACGUGCUCCUGUUGCUGACGGACGGGGCCCUGUCAGACAUGCCUCAGACUAUACAAGCCAUUGUUGAUGCCACAGCCCUGCCUAUGUCUAUCAUCAUCGUAGGAGUUGGACAAGCGGAUUUCAGUAACAUGGAGCUCCUGGAUGGGGAUAAUGGUACGCUCCGGGCACCCAACGGUCAGGAAGCGAAACGCGACAUUGUCCAAUUUGUUCCAUUCCGAAAGUUUAAGCGUGAGGAAAGCAUGGGGAUACAGUCUGAGGAAAGCUAUGCUCGAGACCAGGCAUCUGCAGAGGAGUUGGCGCGACAAGUACUGGCAGAGGUACCUCAGCAGGUGGUCCAAUACUUCACCUACCGGGGACUUUCCCCCAACAAGAAGUCAUACUAAUUGUCAAAAAUUCAAACAUUAACAGGAUCAAAUGUGUCAGGAAUGUAUGAAAGAUUGUUUUCAUAUUGAUAUUAGAGAGUUGUUCCUGGAUACAAUGUAUUGUUAAUACAGCUUAUGAAUGCUUCAUUUCGACUCAUUACCUAAGCACAGGGUAAGUCAAACUCUUUGAUCAGCAAACUCACGCAAUACAGGAACUGUUUUAUAUCAAAAUGCUAGUUCUGUAUCUUCUCGGUAGAAAGUAACAAUAUUUCACGCAGUUUGAAUAUUUCUGUGUGAAUCAAACAGUAGUCUUAAAGUUGAUGUAAUAGUCUGUUUUUACAAAUAUAUGUAUUUACAAAUAUUUAUAUAUUUGAUUUUUUAAUGUAUGCUAUAUACAUGUACAUUCUCAUAACAUAUUUAAAUUGGAUGGUUGACGGAAAGAAAGAAAUUUGUAUUGAAUUUUCAAUCACUGAGAAAAAUGCCAGCAAUUUGUGUAAUGUAUAUAUUAUAUUGUUAGGUUAUCUCUAGCUCUUCUAGAGAAGACAGCUUUGUUUUAUUACUGUUAAACUGUAUUGCAGUUUGUAUGGGUGAUAUACAGAGAGUAAACUUAUAUAUUAGUGAUCCUUUUCACUGUAGCAUUAUAGUUUUAGUAUCAUUUAGAAUAUUCUCUCUUCAUUUAGUUAAAUAUCUAGUGCAUGCAUGUAUGUAUAUACCUAUUUGUUGUUAAGAAAUGGAAGCUUUUGUUCAAAAGAAUUAAUUUUCAAAUUUAUUAAGGCACUGUGCCGCUCACACCUUGCCAUAUCUUAUGAUUUUUGAGCCAUAAUUAUGAUAUAUUGAUGUGUUAUUAUAUUAUUGUAGUAAGACACCUGUUCCUAGUUUCUUAAAGCUAAGAUUCAUCUUAACUUUUUGAAAUUCCUUAAUUUGAAAUCCUUCUUGGAAAUCAUUACAGAAUUUCAGGAAAGGUCAAGAUUUCCUCCUGUAAUCUAAUAAUGUGCCUAUGGAAAACUAAACAUUUCCUUAAUUAAAUGUAAAAUCUUGAGGAAAAUGAAGCCUGAAAAUUUCAAUACACCUGCACCAGGCCUUAAUACUGAAUGAACAUGGACCUUGUCCUAAUUUUAUCUACAUUCCUUAACUUAUUUUUUCCACAUGACAAGAUUUAAGAACAAUUUUUCCUUAACUCCAAUAAUGGUUUUCUAUGAACACACUUAGAAAUAUAACUUUAAGCGAGCUGAUUUUGGCUUCUGGUAUUGAUGUUUUCAUUUUGGUGCUAUCCAUAAACACUUAUACUAUACUUUGCCAUGUAUCCCAACAUCUACAAAUUUUGAUUCAAUUUCAAUCAGAGAAUGUUCUGUUACGUUUUUCCAAACAUUUGUUAGUCACAAAAAUAACAUUGUCUGCAAUCACUACAAAUCCUGUGUUUUCUUUAUAUAAUUAAGCAGUUUUUAAUACCAGCAGUUGUUGUUGUUUGCAACAGCAAGACAUGUUUUUAUUAGAUUUAAAGUGUAACCUUUCAGUACAGGAAAAGAUGGGUAGGAAAGCCCUAAAAUCCUUUGUUAUACCUAUGUUUUGGCUACACUUUUUCUUGAGCAAUGUUUUAGUCCAUUGCCUAUCGAAAGUCAACUUUCUCUUUGACAAAAGGUAAAAAUUUGAAAUGUUAAAUUACUUUUUUCCUAAGAAUGAGUGGGAAGUAUAUGUCGGUGAAUAAACGUAAAUAUGACACAACACAAUUUUGAUCAAAUCACCUGUUAAUAUUCUAGAGUUCAUUAAGAUAUAAUUGUUUGAUUACUUUUUCAAUACAUUACGUUAAUAAAUGACGUCACUGUUUGUAACAUCACUUUUGAUUGGCUGAUACAGCAGCGUAAUUAUUUCUAAGAGAAAAAAAUCCAUCAAUUAAAGUAGAUGGUUAAAUUAUAAAGAUUAAUUUUAAAAAUAUGAUGGAAUAACACAAAAAACUGGAGGGUACUCUCAUCAUGAAUUGCUUCGAUAUGGUUGAUAACAUUAUAUAUAUACAGAAUUAUCUAUGCAUAAUACUGAUUAUCCUACAGCUUCAUGCUUGCCGUCCGCGAGGAAAUACUUCAUACACUAUAUAUUCUUUAUUUUAUUAGUUUACAAACUUCUAUGCUCUUUAUUUUCUUUGGCAAUGAAUUACCCAUAAUUCUUACCAAAUAUUCACGCUAUAAGUUAUAUGUAGAUUAUGUGUUACUGAUAAAUUUUCAUGCAUACCUGUGCACCCUCUCUUGUUGUAUUAUGGAUAUUACUGAUAUUUCCUUAUGAAGCAAAGUGCCUGCCGUCUUGUAGCAAUUUAUUUAUAUAGCGUGUUCAACUCAAUUGACGUAACACCCAAAGUUUCGUACAAGGACGUCUCCAUGCAGUAAAGUACACAGGGUAUUUUUUACUGUAGUGUUAUCGGAUAAAUAAUACACGUGAAUUUUACACGAACAUAUUAAACGAUAUAUAAGUUUAAAUAUAUAUCAUUACAUAUUGCAUGUUACCUCUAUUGCAUAUGAUGUAAUAUAAUACAAUGAAUUGUAUAUCCGCGAUUGUUGUAUCAAUUGAAUGGUGUGAUUGUAUCUUACCUAUGUUGUUCGACUGGUUGACAAAUGUAUUUACCAGUUUGCUAAAUAUUUUGCGAUAUAUAUUUAAGUUUUAAUAUACACUUAUGAUGUCAAUACAUGUCUUUUGGCUUUAUUGCCACGUAUUGUUAUGUACUGAUGUCAUAUAUUGUUAUGAACGUUAACAUACUGUUGGUACGACAGUAAUACAUUCUCUUUGUAAUAAUAAAAUCAUCUUGUUGGAAUAUUU